Molecule: messenger RNA, 1623 nt
Organism: Hyposmocoma kahamanoa
Lineage: Eukaryota; Metazoa; Arthropoda; Insecta; Lepidoptera; Cosmopterigidae
Gene: Rh5
Product: opsin-3-like
Exons: 6
Coding region: 120-974 (284 amino acids)
Biological process (GO): G protein-coupled receptor signaling pathway
Cellular component (GO): membrane
Molecular function (GO): G protein-coupled receptor activity
Source: RefSeq, a predicted model, not a curated record
CGGACUACUCACUUCGUCAAUAAAACAUUUGACUAAAUAUAAUUUUUCACUUUUCAUUCUGAACAAAUGUUACAGUAAUACAUCGAGAGAUUUCCCACACGCCAUUUUGAUAACAUCAAAUGCACAAAAUGGCGGAAAAUAACACCGGUUUAUAUGGGCCUAUGGCAGAGCCUUUGAAAAUGGUGUCACAAGAAGUGGUAGAGCACAUGUUAGGCUGGAAUAUUCCAGAAGAACACCGAGAUCUAGUCCAUGAACAUUGGCGUAGCUUUCCAGCGGUCAGCAAGUACUGGCAUUUUGGUCUAGCCCUCAUCUACUCAGUACUGAUGAUCACAUCGAUGAUGGGGAACGGAAUGGUGGUCUGGAUUUUUAGCACGGACAAUUUAUUAGUAAAACUACCAUGUUGGUUUGUUUUUUGUUCAGAGGGCUUCCUGACGACGUGCUCCUUCGACUACUUGACGGAAGACCAGGACACGAAGAUGUUCGUGGCUUGCAUCUUCAUCUGGAGCUACUGCAUCCCCAUGGCGCUUAUCUGCUACUUCUAUUCGCAGCUCUUCAGCGCCGUACGACUCCACGAGCGAAUGUUACACGAGCAGGCAAAGAAGAUGAAUGUGAAAUCCUUAGCAGCGAACAAAGAGGACGCUGGUAAAAGUGUGGAGAUACGCAUCGCUAAGGUCGCCUUCACCAUCUUCUUCCUGUUUAUAUGUGCCUGGACGCCGUACGGUUUAGUUGCUAUGAUGGGUGCUUUUGGGGACAGGGGUAUUUUAACUCCGUUGGCAACUAUGAUACCUGCCGUCUGCUGCAAAGUGGUCUCCUGCAUCGACCCCUGGGUAUAUGCUAUCAGUCAUCCCAGAUACAGGGCGGAACUUCAAAGGAGAAUUCCAUGGUUGGGCGUCCGCGAACAAGAUCCCGAUGCGGUUUCCACAACUACCAGUGUCAACACUUCGCAGUCGCAGGCCCAAUCCAUAGACGCCUAAAAAUAAUACACCGGCUUCGACUACAAUGAGCGUUAACCAUCGCAUUCGACUUCUACUGCAUUGCACUUAGUUUAUUGUAGUGUAUGUGAAUGAGAAAACUGGAGUUUGUAACUGUGGAUGACUGUGAAAUUUUCGAUUUGGCUCGGUAUGAAUUUCAGGAUAACCUUAAAGAAAUUAAAUAAUGCCGGAGUACCUACCUCUCCAAACUUGAUUAGCUGCUCCAUAAAUUUGUGACGAUAAAGUAAGGUAAAUGUUCAAGUAUUUUAGGGUAAUGGUACCAAUGACCGACAUUUUGAUGGAAGUGUCUUUAAAUUUGAAAUAACUUUUUGUUUUUAAACAUACACUCCCGGACAAUAAUUCAAGCCACCUCGCAUUUUCAGUAUUAAAUGUCCUAAGUUGGAACAAUGUUUCAGCUUAGAGCAUUUAAUACAAUGCAAUUGAUUGAUCAAAAACCAUUAAGCAAUUUUGUAACUAGUAUACUAAACGGCUUUUCCAUAAAUCCUUGUUGGAAAUUUGGAUUUGCGAAACCGGGGGAAAUCUUUUUCUUCAACGAUAACACAACUUUUGUAUUCUAGCCCUUGAAGACAAAAAUGCGAGGUAGCUCGAUUUAUGUAUCCGGAAGUAUAUGUUUAAAAACAAAAAGUUAUUU